GCGGGCCUUGUUGCUGUGAGGGAGGCGGAGGCGGCGGCGGCGAUGUCGGUGCAGGUGGCGGCCCCGGCGGUGGAGCUGAAGGAGCUGAAGGAGCUGAGCGGCCCCAUGGAGAAGGGCUGCGAUGCGGCGGGUGUCCCACACCCCUCCCCGGGGGUUCCGUGUUCUGGAACGGAACGAGAAGCGGCCACGGCGGCUGAGAGGCCCCCACCGGGAGCCGUGAAGGUGCCUCAGGCCUCGGCCAUGAAGCGGAGCGACCCCCACCACCCUCAACACCGGCACCGAGAUGGGGGGGUCGGCGUGGGGGGGGCGGCGGAUGGCGGAGCGGCGGCCGAAGCGCUGGUCAGCCCCGACGGGACCGUCAGCGAAGCGCCACGUACCGUUAAGAAGAUCCAGUUUGCUGACCAGAAGCAGGAGUUCAACAAGCGCCCGACGAAAAUCGGCCGCCGCUCGCUGUCCCGCUCCAUCUCACAGUCGUCGACAGACAGUUACAGCUCAGCUGCCUCCUACACCGACAGCUCCGACGAUGAGACCUCCCCGAGGGACAAGCAGCAGAAGAACUCCAAAGGCAGCAGUGAUUUCUGUGUGAAAAACAUCAAACAGGCGGAAUUUGGGCGUCGAGAGAUCGAAAUUGCUGAGCAAGAAAUGCCCGCACUGAUGGCGUUGAGGAAGAGAGCUCAGGGAGAGAAGCCGCUGGCUGGGGCCAAGAUCGUGGGCUGCACACACAUCACAGCCCAGACAGCGGUCCUGAUGGAGACCCUGGGUGCGCUGGGGGCCCAGUGCAGGUGGGCUGCCUGCAACAUCUACUCCACGCUCAAUGAAGUGGCUGCUGCCCUGGCUGAGAGCGGAUUCCCCGUCUUUGCUUGGAAAGGAGAAUCUGAAGACGAUUUCUGGUGGUGCAUCGAUCGCUGCGUCAACGUCGAGGGGUGGCAGCCCAACAUGAUUUUGGAUGACGGAGGAGAUCUCACUCAUUGGAUCUACAAGAAAUAUCCCAACAUGUUCAAGAAGAUCAAGGGGAUCGUAGAGGAGAGCGUCACCGGAGUGCACAGGCUCUACCAGUUGUCCAAAGCAGGGAAGCUUUGCGUCCCAGCCAUGAAUGUCAAUGACUCAGUGACGAAGCAGAAGUUUGACAACCUGUACUGCUGCAGAGAGUCCAUCUUGGACGGCCUGAAGAGGACAACGGACAUGAUGUUUGGAGGGAAGCAGGUGGUGGUGUGUGGCUAUGGGGAGGUGGGCAAGGGCUGCUGUGCGGCGCUGAAGGCCAUGGGCUCCAUCGUCUACGUGACUGAGAUCGAUCCCAUCUGUGCCCUGCAGGCCUGCAUGGAUGGAUUCCGGCUUGUGAAACUCAACGAAGUCAUCAGACAGGUGGACAUUGUCAUCACCUGCACAGGCAACAAGAACGUGGUGACCAGGGAGCACCUGGACCGGAUGAAGAACAGCUGCAUUGUCUGCAACAUGGGGCACUCCAACACCGAGAUCGACGUGGCAAGCCUGCGCACACCCGAGCUGACCUGGGAGCGGGUGAGGUCCCAGGUGGAUCACGUCAUCUGGCCAGACGGGAAGCGAAUAGUGCUGCUGGCAGAGGGCCGUCUGCUGAACCUGAGCUGCUCCACAGUGCCCACCUUCGUGCUGUCCAUCACCGCCACCACGCAGGCUUUGGCUCUGAUAGAGCUGUACAAUGCUCCUGAGGGCCGCUACAAGCAAGACGUGUACCUGCUGCCUAAGAAAAUGGAUGAGUACGUGGCGAGCCUUCACCUGCCGACAUUCGACGCGCAUCUGACAGAGCUCACGGACGAACAGGCCAAGUACCUGGGGCUGAACAAGAACGGGCCCUUCAAACCCAACUACUACAGGUAUUAAGUUCCUGCCGCUGUAGCCAUGAGGAACAGAACCCAAAUCCUUUCUCAACUACUGUACAGGAUGAAGCAGCGCAAGCUUGCUACGCUCAAGCCAGGCUUGCUCUCGUAGUAGACCGUGUGUUAGGUUAUUUAUUUAUUGAAUUAGAGUUCUGUGCGCGGCUCUGCCUCGUGUUCGUGCUGCCGCGAACUGGGAGACGCUCCGUUUCUUCCCCUUCAUUUCGUUUCUCUCUUUUUGGUCGUUCCCAUUCGGGGUUGUGUGAGGAUGAGGGCGAGGAAGGAGCUGAUGGGGUGGGGACUCCCCGGCGCUGCGCUGCUGCUCCGUUCCCAGUGCCAAGCUUUGCCGUGAACCAAAGUUUCCUUCCCUGCUGCUCUGGAUCACAGUUGGAGCGCCACGGCUGGCAGCAUCCAGGCUGGUAGCAUCCACGUGAGACCCUCUGCAGCCUCAGUGGGGACGCGCCGAGUCUGAUUUCCCACUGAUGUUUCUCCAUCAGAUCCACCAAACCCCCCUGUAUGGAGGAGCCGCCUGCACCUCGAUGGUGCUGAGUUGGGAACUGAUAAUUGCGCGGUGCCGAACCGCAAUGCCUGGAGCCGACGGAGGUUGGCCAACUGUUGGCUGUAGAGCAGGGAGCUCCAGGUGGUGUCUCAGCACCCCAUGUCCUGCAGGCACCGCUCCAUCUUCAGCCUCUGGUUGCCUCGCGGUGUCCUCAGCGCCGCUCACGCACAAGAAAGGAACUGUGGACCCGUGGCCACGUCCUGCAGCAAACAAACAGUUCUCCCUCCUGCAGAACUGUGCCCAGAUAGGAGGUUUUGGGAAGAGUCCACGGAGCUGCUGGAGGUUUUACUUUGGGGGCAGCACUGGGCUGAGGAUCCCCACACCGAGUGUCCCUGCGUUGAGUGCUCCUAUGCUGAGCUGCCCAACACUGUGCAGCCCUACAUGGGUCAGUUUAUCAAUGCUGAGCAUCUACACAUUGAGCAUCGCAGCCAUGAGCUCAGCACCCCAACAAUGAGCUCAGCACCCAACAUGGAGCUCAGUACCUCAACAUGGAGUUCUGGAUCCCUGCAUGGAGCUGAGCACCCCAGCCAUGAGCUCAGCACCCAACAUGGAGUUCUGGAUCCCCAUAUGGAGCUCAGCACCCAACAUGGAGCUCUGGAUCCGCAUAUGGAGCUCAGCACCCAACAUGGAGCUCUGGAUACCCAUAUGGAGCUCAGCACCCAACAUGGAGCUCUGGAUCCCCACAUGGAGCUCUGGAUUACCACAUAGAACUCAGCACCCAACAUAGAACUCAGCACCCCAACAUGGAGCUCUGGAUCCCCACAUGGAGCUCAGCACCCAACAUGGAGCUCAGCAUCCCAACAUGGAGCUCUGGAUCCGCACAUGGAGCUGAGUACCUCAACAUGGAGCUCUGGAUCCCUGCCUGGAUCUCAGCGCCCAACACAGAGCUCAGCUCCCCACACUGAGCUCAUCGCUGCCCCAGGAUCAUCUCUCCCGGCAGCUGUGCCUAUUUCUAAGCCCUGAUUUACCUUCAUUUACCUUCCAGGUGAUGGGACAAAAAUAAUAACAAUAAAAGAAAGACACCCCCCCCCCCCCCCAAACGGCCUCACCUUUUCCCACCUGUAUUUUUAAAGCUCUUCUCCGUGUCAUUCUGCUUCUUCUCCUGUCAGCUUUUCCGCUUGCUUGGCUUUUCCUAAUCAAUCUGGAAUUAUAAUAUUCUGUGAUCAUCUCUAAAUUAAAACGUGUAAUUUUUAUUUUAAUUUUUUUUCUUUUUUUCUUUUUUUUAACGUUUUUAAAGAUUUAGGAAAAGGAGAUUUUAGGGAACACCAGCAAAAUCAUGUUAAGGAGAAUAAAUCAGUUGAGAUCUUUAGAAACAAAUGAGACAAAACCCAUCAUGGUUGGCUGCGGAGAGGGCAGCAAAACUUGGAGAACAUUUUCAAAAGGAUGUUUUAAUUAUUGAUGUCUGAGUGAUUGUAUUAGAGCAGCAAUAAAGACUCUGUAAUCUCGAAACAGAAAUAAAAUGUUGGAAAACCGA
Molecule: messenger RNA, 3883 nt
Organism: Coturnix japonica (Japanese quail)
Lineage: Eukaryota; Metazoa; Chordata; Aves; Galliformes; Phasianidae
Gene: AHCYL2
Product: adenosylhomocysteinase like 2
Biological process (GO): L-methionine cycle
Cellular component (GO): cytosol
Source: RefSeq, a predicted model, not a curated record